Molecule: messenger RNA, 1745 nt
Organism: Actinia tenebrosa (Australian red waratah sea anemone)
Lineage: Eukaryota; Metazoa; Cnidaria; Anthozoa; Actiniaria; Actiniidae
Product: 1,4-alpha-glucan-branching enzyme
Biological process (GO): glycogen biosynthetic process
Cellular component (GO): cytoplasm
Molecular function (GO): cation binding; hydrolase activity, hydrolyzing O-glycosyl compounds; 1,4-alpha-glucan branching enzyme activity
Source: RefSeq, a predicted model, not a curated record
AUACGGUCAUAUACAGCCGUACUAUCCAAUUAAUGCAUGUGAAACUGUAAAGGAGCAAACUCGUGAUCGAAUUGAAUGGAAAGAGUCCUUGAACUAUAAUUUGUGCUGUUUUUCUUCCAACAGAAAACUGUUUUUCUUGGAGCAAAGUUAAGAAGAUGGCAGUCGAUUCUGUAGUUCCUCAUUUGUCAAGGUUUCUCCAUGAUGAUCCAUGGGUUCAGCCUUUUGUCGGAGAGAUUGAAAGAAGAUACAAAUGUUUUCAGUCAAUCAAGGGAGAUAUUGAAAAGCAUGAAGGAAGUUUAGAUGCUUUUUCUAGAGGAUAUGAAAAGUUUGGCAUAACUAGAACAGCAGAAGGUCAGAUGUACAGGGAAUGGGCCCCUGGUGCGCACGGAGUGUUCCUUAUUGGAGACUUCAAUGACUGGAAUAGGAUCUCUCAUCCAUGUACAAAGAAUGAGUUUGGAAUCUGGGAAUUGAACCUGCCUAACAAGUCUGACGGCACACCCGUCAUUGCACAUGGAAGUAAAGUCAAGGUUGGAAUCCAGCUAGCAUCUGGUGAAAUUGUAGACCGUAUAUCUCCCUGGAUUAAAUACGCCGUUGCCCCAGAAGACAACAUUCUGUAUGAAGGCGUCCACUGGGACCCGCCUGAACCAUACUGCUUCAAACAUCCACGCCCAAAACCCCUCAAAAGCUUGAGGAUAUAUGAAGCGCAUGUUGGUAUCUCAUCCAACAAGCCCCAGGUUGCUAGCUACAAGCACUUUACAAAACAUGUUAUUCCGAGGAUUAAGUAUCUUGGGUAUAACAGCAUUCAACUGAUGGCCAUCAUGGAACAUGCAUACUAUGCUUGCUUCGGCUACCAAGUAACAAACUUCUUUGCAGUAUCAAGUCGGUAUGGGACUCCAGACGAAUUGAAGGAAUUAAUUGACACAGCGCAUGGCGAAGGGAUUGUAGUUCUUCUAGACAUAGUGCACAGUCAUAGUGCUAAGAAUGUCAUGGAUGGUAUCAAUGAGUUUGAUGGAACCCAGAGCUGUUAUUUUCAUGAUGGUCAUCGUGGUGUUCACACUCUCUGGGAUAGCAGGUUGUUUGACUACACUAAAUGGGAAGUACUGCGCUUUCUUCUGUCCAAUCUUCGUUGGUUCAUCGAAGCAUACAAGUUUGAUGGUUUUCGAUUUGACGGUGUUACAUCAAUGAUAUACCACGACCAUGGCUUAGGGCACGGGUUCAGUGGUGGUUACCCAGAUUUCUUUGGCUUGGGGGUCGAUACGGAGUCCCUUAUUUACCUCAUGUUGGCCAAUGAUAUGCUUCAUACUGUCUUCCCUGAAGUUAUUACCAUCGCAGAGGAAGUGUCUGGUAUGCCAGGGUUAUGUCGACCAAUCAAUGAAGGAGGUGGAGGAUUUGACUACAGACUAGGAAUGGCUAUACCUGACAUGUGGAUCAAGGUUCUCAAGAGCACUAAAGACGAAGACUGGAAAAUGCAAGAUAUAGUCUGGCAGCUGAUCAACAGGAGACACAAUGAGAAGACUAUCGCAUAUGCAGAAAGUCAUGAUCAAGCUCUGGUAGGAGACAAAACUAUCUCAUUCUGGUUGAUGGAUAAAGAGAUGUACACUCACAUGUCAGUCACGUCUCCCUUGACACAUAUCAUCGACAGGGGUAUAGCUCUGCACAAAAUGAUAAGGUUCGUAUUUGGAAGUACAGUUAAAAAAGAGAGAUAGAAAAGAGAGAGAAAAAGAAAGAAAGGAAAGGACAAACAA